Molecule: messenger RNA, 626 nt
Organism: Talaromyces stipitatus ATCC 10500
Lineage: Eukaryota; Fungi; Ascomycota; Eurotiomycetes; Eurotiales; Trichocomaceae
Exons: 4
Coding region: 89-418 (109 amino acids)
Source: RefSeq, a predicted model, not a curated record
ACCUACACAUCACUACAAUUCCACAUUCAAAAACAAGUACAUUUCUACGUCAAAUUUUAAUACUUGUACCUAGCAAGAAAUAAACAUUAUGGAACCAGGCGGAGAAAGCAGGCAAUACGAAUCCAUUCGCGAAUUUACGAAUACCCCUCCAAAAGAUAAAGGGCAACUUGGUGCAAACCAGAAAAGUACAAUCAGUGAACUCAAGAUCCUAUCGAGAGAUGAUGAGAAUGAGCAACGAAACAAUGAUUUGACGAGCAAAGAUCCGAAUUUGAAUGGGCCCCAGACUGCGGGGAUGACGAUUGGUGUUUCGGGAGAGGUUGAUAAAGAUUUGAAGCCGGAUGCAGAGGGCAUCGAUGAAGAGGCCCGACGAACAAGAACGGCGCAGAGACUCGGACCCGGAACGGGGAUUGGUGCUUAGACCGGAUAUAUUGAUAAAGUACACGAUGUGAAGGAGAUCCGCGGAAAGAAAGGGAACGAAGUGGUUAUUGCGUGGGCGAAGUGCUGGUUGAUGCUGUCUUGGGAGGAUUGGGACUAUUCUUCACGUCCAAGGGGACUUCUCGUCGUGGUCGUUUCAAACUCUCCAAUGUGACUCCAUUACCCAGUUUCGUAAUUCCGACGACCGGUGG